This is a messenger RNA of Pocillopora verrucosa, 2878 nucleotides long. RefSeq names its product TNF receptor-associated factor 6-like. The record is from RefSeq and is a predicted model, not a curated record. Gene Ontology annotation, molecular function: ubiquitin protein ligase activity; zinc ion binding; tumor necrosis factor receptor superfamily binding. Gene Ontology annotation, biological process: regulation of apoptotic process; lipopolysaccharide-mediated signaling pathway; protein K63-linked ubiquitination. Lineage: Eukaryota; Metazoa; Cnidaria; Anthozoa; Scleractinia; Pocilloporidae.
AUGGCUUUUUCCAUCGUUGGGGAGGAGAAUCUCUCUCUGUUGCCACUAAAUGCUCCAUUUGGACAUGUUCCUAAUGAGCUUGAAUUAACACCUCGCUGGGAACGCGUGGAAGGGUUAGAAGGUUAUAAUGAAGAUUUUGAUCCGCCAUUAGAAAACAAGCUUAAGUGUUCCAUUUGUCGUAAAGGGCUUCGAGAACCAGUGCAGACGGAGUGUGGUCACAGAUUCUGUAGGAAAUGUCUUGAAGGCUUUAUGAGAGGUAGUGCUGGUGCUUCACAUUGCCCGGAGGAUGGAGAACUGCUUUCACAGUCAAAGAUCUAUUCAGACAAUUUUGCAAAGCGGGAAAUAUUGAAAUUGGAAGUUUUCUGUAAAGCGAGAGGUUCUGGAUGUCCUUGGAAAGGUUCUCUUUCACUGUUAGAGGAUCAUUCCAAAAUAUGCCUCCAUAUUUGUGUUGAAUGUGAGAAUAACUGUGGGGUGCAGCUAAAAAGGAAAAAUCUCCACCAUCACAUGGAAAGUGAAUGUGUGCUCAGAAAGUCUCUCUGUGAGCACUGUGGCAGUGCAGUUUCAUGGUGUGAAUUGGAGAAACACUUUGGAAGCUGCCCUAAGUAUCCUCAGCAAUGCGAUAAAUGUAAACAAGAAGGCAUAGAGAGAGACAAGAUGAAGUUACACUUACAACACCAUUGUCCAAAUGUAAAGACAGACUGCCCCUUCAAAGAUGGUGGAUGUGAAUUUGAGGGCUUUCGAUCUGGUGCAGGGAAACACCUUGUGGAACAACAUCUGAGUCAAAUCACCGAUUUGAUGAAAAUUUUUCUCAUAUAUCAUGAGGAGGUCAUGCAGACAAAUGCUGUAAAGGGGACAGAGGUAAAAUUGGAGGAUGAAAAUAAGUUUCCUUCUGAAAAACAGGCAAUUUGGACCCAAUGGCUGGAAAGUGAAGCUGGUGACCUUCAGAAAACCCUUCAUAAGCAGCGCAAGGAAAUUGACUGUUUAAUCCUUCAGCAGAAGGAAACAGUUGACAGGGUAGAUGAACUGGAAGUUGAGGUGAAGUUGCUACGUCAAGAACCGCAACUUUGUGAUGGAAAGUAUGUCUGGAAGAUAGAAAACAUUGACAGGUGUUGCCAAGAUGCCAUCAGUGGUGUAAGCCCAGUCAUGUACAGUCCAGGUUUUUAUGCCGGUCCACGUGGGUACAAAUUGUGCUUGAGGAUUAAUUUAAAUGGUGUGAAGAGUGGAGUUGGUACACAUGUGGCUCUUUAUGUUCAUAUGAUGAGAGGUGAUUAUGACAACCACUUGGAAUGGCCAUUUUCAAAAGGUUUCUCCUUAUCUAUUGUGGAUCAGUCAGAUGACGAGUCUCUCCAGUACCACAUUACAGAAACUGUGAUAACCAAACCUGAACUGAGUGCCUUUCAAAGACCAGUACCUCCACACAGUGUAAUAAGUUCUGAGUAUUCUGGUUACGAACAUUUUGCACCAAUUGAUGAGGUCCACAAGCUACAGUAUUGUAAGAAUGAUACUUUGUUAGUGAAAUUUGAGCUCACUGAUUAAUCCAGUGCUGUUGAGCAGCUUGCAGCUCUCAUUGCACACUCUAUCUUAUCUCAAGACUAAAAAGAACUGAACUGACUGUUUUUCUUCACAGCAUACCGGAUAUAUAUUUAUUUAAAAAAUUACAUUUAUUUGAUACAUUUUAAUUAUAUACAGCAGUCAGACCAGAGAAUUUGUUUCUCUUUGGUGUUUUUUAUCAGGAACAAAAGGACACAAACUCUCCUUUGCACCAACUUUUUUAACUGUAGGUCUCUAAGAGUUAGUGAGUUUAUUGAGAGUGUUCUGGCUUUUCAGCUCUAUAAAUAUAGCAAGUGUUAAACUUAUAUUAAGUAUAUUCAGAAACUGAAAAGAUCUGUUUUUAUAAAUAAUUAACUUAAGGUGAAAAGAGCUGCCAUUAAAUAGUAGAUUAUUAAUUAACUGUGGAUUUUAUCAGACUUAGGUAAAACUUAAGCUGGCUUAUCCAAUAGUUAGUAUACACACUGAAGGCUCAAAAAUUAAGAAAUAGCUGUGACUGUAUAUAUUUGUUUUAAAGAACUGAUAAAUGUGGGUGAAACUGGGGAGCAUGCAGCUUGAAGGGUUCUUAGAACACUUUAUAGAGAAGAUGUACAGCUAUGCAAGUACACAUUAAAAUGGUGAAGUACAUAUUUAAAUGGCGAUGUGUUUUAACAGAAGAUUCUUUAUUAAUCUGGUUACACAAUAUACCCACACUGGUAUUUUAUGUUCAGGUCAUUCAAAUGUCUCACAGGUGACCUGCUGAACUCUGCUGUAGAGUGAGUCUUCUCAUGAAGGGCGUAACUUAGUUCUUGGUCGACUGUAACUAUGGCCACCUGAGCCUCUAAAUCUUGAUACACCGAACCAUGUCCAAAAUUUGGAGAACCAAUUGGUUAAGCUGGGCACAGGCUCAUUUGGAGGGUAGUGCCAAAGUCCUUUCAUGUGAAAUGUCCACUUAUGACGUACAUGCUCUAACACUGAGAUGUUAUCAGUUGUGUUCCAGGAUUUGCUUGUAAAAAUCAUGAGCUAAUAGGGUGUAAGCGUGAGGAAUACCACCUGAUAGAAAAGUAAGUUGUCAGUUAGUAUGUUGACUGCUUGCAAUUUUAUGGCAGAAGAUUACAGAAAAUUUUGAAAUUGCUGAGAACCUUGUGAACAAUUUUUUCCUGUUUGGGCAUUUUUUUUUUAAAGUAUACCAAACCACCAUGAUUGACCAAGAUCUUAAUACCUAUUUGAACCAGUCAGGCCUGAAACUUGAAAGGAUUAAUUCACCUAUUUUUUCCAUUUUGUCUAUCUUAGUUUACCAUAACUCUGUAAGUCAACAAGCAUACUCAAAAUCUAGAGCUAAAGUUAACUC